CUUGUGGUCAUGGGAUCUAUAAUUUCGUUUUUGUCUAGGCUGGUGAGAGCUCUGCUUAUUCUGUAAAGUGAUGUCAGGUGGAUCUAUGUUCUGGAAGAAACAAAGAGGCAGCGAAAGCAGCGCGGGGGAAGUUUGAGCGGCGAGGAUGCAGGCUGUGUACUGGUACGCGGUCCUUCUGCUGCAGCCCACUCUCUACCUGGUUACCUGUGCAAAUCUAACAAAUGGAGGAAAAACAGAACUUCUAAAAUCAGGAAGCUCCAAAUCCACACUAAAGCACAUAUGGACAGAAAGCAGCAAAGACUUGUCCAUCAGCCGACUGCUGUCACAGACUUUUCGUGGAAAGGAAAAUGAUACAGAUUUGGACCUGCGAUACGAUGCCCCAGAAACUUAUUCUGAGCAAGAUCUCUGGGACUGGCUGAGGAACUCCACAGAUCUGCAAGAGCCUCGGCCCAGAGCAAAGAGACGGCCCAUCGUCAAGACUGGGAAAUUUAAGAAAAUGUUUGGCUGGGGAGAUUUUCAUUCCAACAUCAAGACUGUGAAGCUAAAUCUGUUAAUAACAGGGAAAAUCGUUGACCAUGGCAAUGGGACGUUUAGUGUUUACUUCAGGCAUAACUCCACUGGUCAAGGGAAUGUAUCUGUGAGCCUAGUGCCCCCUACAAAAAUAGUGGAAUUUGACUUGGCACAACAGACAGUGAUUGAUGCCAAAGAUUCCAAAUCCUUUAACUGUCGAAUCGAGUACGAAAAGGUUGACAAGGCUACCAAGAAUACACUCUGCAACUAUGACCCUUCAAAAACCUGUUAUCAGGAGCAGACCCAGAGCCACGUGUCAUGGCUCUGCUCCAAGCCCUUUAAAGUAAUCUGUAUUUACAUUUCCUUUUAUAGUACAGAUUAUAAACUAGUACAGAAGGUGUGUCCUGAUUACAACUACCACAGUGACACACCCUACUUCCCUUCAGGGUGAGGACCAACUUGUGUCUGAGACUGAAGCCUGGGGAAUAAAAGAGGUCGAAUAACAGGGCUGUAACCUCAAGGAGGAAGGCCACAUCUAUUGCCUGGAAUGUGUCUACCUGCUGCUGCUGCUGAUGUCAAAUGGCUGCAAAUAUGUUAGUGGAAAACAAUCUAAUGUAAUUUUUGCCCAGUCAGCUCCAUGUAUCCAUCUAGGUGUAAAUCACUAUGGAUUUGAAAUAAAACCAUGCACAUACACAGAGACACACACGCACACUUUUCUGCUCACAUUAUUGAGAUUCCUGUUAAGAAAUCUUUCAUUGUCUGAUAUCUGAGGAUUCAGCAUAACCUAUCAUCAAGCAAAAUGGAUUAACUAGACAGUACAAGGUUUCUAAGGCAGACUGUUAUGGAAAUCUCCUUGAAAGUCCUUUGAGUACAUGCCAAUCAAUAAUCCCCACUCAUGCAUUCUACUGCUUGGAGCAGCUGUACUGGUAAAUAAUACUGUAGGAAUAAGUACUUGUUAAAAUGGAAAAAAAGUGUGUUUAGAGUUCAGUAUUCCGUAUUAUAUGAACACAGCAAAGUGUCAUGACUUUUCCCAGCACACAGUAGGCACAUUCAAGGUGGUGUUGGUGGCUCUUUUUCCAUGGAGCAAGCCUGUUUCUAGUAAAGAUGGGCAAGCAUUUGGAAUUUACAUGUGAGCAGACAUUCUGGUUUAAUGUUUCUCUGACUCUUUAAGCUCUGAUUCUUUAAACUUGUUAGAGUUUAGGCCAGCUAAACUACUUAAAAACUGGAAUUGAUCUCUAAGAAGGAAAAUGCCUGGCAGAGAACAUGUAAGUUAUAAGUGGCUGUCUUAUCUUUAUUACAAAAUAUUGUAACAAAUUCAAUAUCCUAGUCUUCAUUUGUAUGAAUGGUUUGUAUUGUACAUAAUUUAACCAGUGUUAUUUGAGCUGCUUAUUAAUAUUAACUUGUAAUUGUCUCUCUGCUUGUUAUUGUUUAAAACAAUCAAGGAAAUGAGGAAUCCAUUUUAUCAAUGUAGCUGUAAACUCCAUUAAAAGACAGAACUAUGUACAAAGCAUUUAUUCAGCUAAAGUAUU
Molecule: messenger RNA, 2039 nt
Organism: Serinus canaria (Common canary)
Lineage: Eukaryota; Metazoa; Chordata; Aves; Passeriformes; Fringillidae
Gene: NXPH1
Product: neurexophilin 1
Exons: 2
Coding region: 146-961 (271 amino acids)
Molecular function (GO): signaling receptor binding
Source: RefSeq, a predicted model, not a curated record